UAAAAGCAGUACAAUCUACUUGCACAAUCUACUUCCGCCGGCUAACUGGCUUUGUUAAUUUUUAAAGAUUGUUAUUGUCUUUUGUUAUUAUACAGCAAACAUGAGUGGGGGCGUUUAUGGUGGAGAUGAGGUUGGUGCCCUUGUUUUUGAUGUUGGUUCAUAUUCCUUUAGAGCAGGCUAUGCUGGAGAAGACUCACCUAAGGCAGAGUUACCAACUCAUAUUGGGGUCAUGGAUGAAGUUGAUACAGCAAUGGAAACUGAUGACAGGAGCCUACAGUCAGACAAAAAAUACUUUUUGGACACUAAUGCUAUUAAAGUGCCUCGAAAAGGAAUGGAGAUAAACACAUUUUUAAAGGAUGGAAUGAUUGAUAACUGGGAUGUAUUUGAGAAAGUUCUUGAUCACACAUACAGCCGCCAUGUUAAGUCUGAGUCACAGUUCCAUCCAGUCAUGAUGUCAGAAUCCGCAUGGAACAGUAAAGCAAAGAGAGAAAAGGUUACAGAAAUCAUGUUUGAGAAGUACAAUGUACCAGCAUUCUUCCUAUGUAAAAAUGCAGUGCUUUCUGCAUUUGCCAAUGGGCGAUCAACAGGUUUAGUUUUAGACUCAGGUGCGACUCACACAACAGCAGUUCCUGUGUACGAUGGCUAUGUUAUACAGCAAGCCAUUGUGAAGUCACCAUUAGCAGGGGAUUUCGUCACAAUGGAGUGCAGAAAAUUAAUGGAAGAACACAAGAUAGACGUUGUACCACCCUAUAUGAUCAAAAGCAAGGAAGUGGUUAAUUUUAUGGACCCUCCAAAGUGGACGAAGAAAGACAUCCCAGAAGUCACCAAAUCUUUUCAUAAUUACAUGGUUAAGGAUGUUCUACAAGACUUUGCUGCUUCAGUUCUACAAGUUAUAGAUCAGCCGUAUGAUCAGAUUCAAGCGGAGACCAUGCCCUCUGUGCAUUAUGAGUUUCCCAAUGGUUACAAUAGAGAUUUUGGUUCUGAGAGAUUCAAGACAUGUGAGGGAUUGUUUGAUCCAGCUAUCAUGAAGGAUCUGCCCAGUGGGAACACUAUGUUGAGUGUUGGUCAUGUGGUUACAACCAGUGUAGGAAUGUGCGACAUUGACAUUCGACCGAGUUUAUAUAACAGUGUUAUUGUGGUAGGAGGUAACUCCUUGAUGCAGGGGUUCACAGACAGAUUGAACAGAGAUUUAUCUGCAAAAACACCACCGAGCAUGAGGUUAAAGAUUAUUUCCGCCACCGGAAGUGCAGAGCGAAGGUUCAGCAGUUGGAUCGGCGGAUCUAUUCUCGCCUCCCUGGGUUCAUUCCAGCAAAUGUGGAUUUCAAAACAGGAAUACGAUGAAGGGGGAAGAGGUUGUGUGGAAAGAAAAUGCCCUUGAAUUGACCCGAAUGAGAAACUCAUAUGUACAUAAUCAUUUCAUAAUCAUUUUCAUCCCCAUUAUACAUAACUGGUCAAGAGACCUUUUUAUGCAUAUCUCAUUGAAAAUUAAAAAAAAAAUAAUGUGUUUGUGGUGAUUGCGCGCCGAAGUGAGUGAGGACAAUUCAUUUAAUGACAAUCUACUGAAUUUAUCAUGGACACGAAGCUGACAUCAGCUAGGGACAAGGGGGAUAUAAAGGUCCUCUGCACCCUCGUGGCCUUGAAAAAAAAAACCAUUUAGAAGAAGCAGAAUUGCAAAUUUUAUUUUAUGAUCCCAGAGGGGAUGAUCUUGAUUUCUACCCUUCCAAUUCUUAUAAAAUUUGGUAUGAAAUCUUCUCUACAACCGUAUAUCUGUUAGAAACACUAAUUGCAUAGAGGUCUAAUACCAAUAUUGUAAAUUUCAUGAUCCCCGGGGUAGAGGUUGUAACUCUAGGGUGAGCCGGCAUAUAGUGUGUAUGUAUAGAACAUUUAAAUAACAUCUUAAUACUAAAUUGAACAUAAAUGGUUAUUUAGAAGGAGCAGACAGCCCCUUUAUCAAAUUAUAAAUUUCAUGGUCCAAGGGGUAGGGGUUUGGGUUCCAGUGUGGAGCCAUAAUGGGCAAAAUGAUUAAUGUUUAUCAUUUGAUUGAUUGAUUAAUGUUUUCCGGCUUUUAUCGGUGGAAUAAACUGGGAAACUUUCUUACUUCCAGGCGCGAGCGGGAUUCGAACCCGCGCCGACAGAGGUGAGAGGCCGUGUGAUUUUGAGCGCGAUGCUCUAACCACUCGACCACGGAGGCUUGAAAGACUUCUUUGAUUUUGCUGAUACUAUGUUUAAAAAAAAAAAAAAAAAAAAAAAAAAAAAUCUAAUGCAUAUUGAGGAAAAGCAUAAAUGGAAUGUACCUAAAUUGCAAAUUUCACAACCCCUAGGGUUCUCACUCUAGGACAGGUCCAAAAUAGUCAUCUAGUGUAAAUAUAGCACAUAUAUGAUGUAAUGAUUUUCAUCAGUAUGGACACUUUCGGGGACAUUUGUGUUUCAAGAACACAUCUUGUUUUAUACUGCUUCUGAAUAUUAGAAUUUAGCUUAGAUCUGCAGAAGAGAAAAAUUCACAGCCCUUGGGGCUAUUGAUACUUAUAACUUAUACUCAGGUGACCGAUAAGGCCUGUAACCUCUUGGUUUUAUAAUCAGCUCAACAAAGACGCUUCCACUGGCACUAUUGAUUUGAAAGGACAAUCAGUGGUGGAUCCAGGAUUUGCUAAUCACAUACAAGUAUGAAAUUAACUGGAAACGCCAGAUUUGAUUGUGAAGGCCAGCGGAGUUCCGGGGCAUGUCGAAACAUUGUUUGUGCCUAAUGGAGUUCGGGGGUAAAAAGAUGAAUUCUGAGCAAUGUUAGAUCCCAAUACACUGUCGGCAGCCUGGGGCUUGCCUCCGUAUAGUAUUAGCUUAAAGCAAAAUAUUGCAUUGUAAGUAAGAUUUGAUCCUUUCAUUGGGGUUCACUCCCCGAAAAUCUUGGAGCUGUAAGUGCAAUAUAUGGAUAGAAUUUUAAGUGAAACUUGCCUCGACCUCUCAAAAAUGUUUUACAACGCCUUCUGUAAAAUAUGGAAAGCUUUUACUUAUUAGUUAAAAAAAAUAAAUUGCGAAAAGAAAACACUCUGAAAGAGGAAAUUGUACUAGAAUAUAGGCUUCUACCAAAAAUUCAUCCACCACAAAAUAUUAGUCCUUUCCAAAUAUUUAGUGCAUUAGAUCUAGUUUUUGAAUUCAUGCAGGACGGAGUACAGUAUAUUUUUUUUUUAUGUUGAAACGAAAUUCUGAUAUAACACAAUACAAUUAAUAAGACCUGCGCAAAGCAUUUAAAAGUACUGAACUUUGUCCCCAGUUGAAGAAAAUCGUACCAAGGAAAUAUUUUUUAAAUAUAUAGGGAAAAUUGACAAGAAUAACAGGAGAGAGAAUUUUCAUGAUACACUGUAUUUUAGAGUUGCCACCCUUCCUGAGGCUGUGUUAAAUGCUCUAUCUCUAUUCUGUUUGAAGGUAAAAAUUGAGGAAAUUGAUUUCUCUUUCAACACUUGUAACAAACAAACUUACAAAAUGAUAAAACGAAAAAAGUUUAUGUUUUUAUACAUGCAAGUAAAAUGAAUAAAAUUUACCAUAUGGAA
Molecule: messenger RNA, 3545 nt
Organism: Ostrea edulis (European flat oyster)
Lineage: Eukaryota; Metazoa; Mollusca; Bivalvia; Ostreida; Ostreidae
Product: actin-like protein 6A
Exons: 14
Coding region: 101-1378 (425 amino acids)
Biological process (GO): regulation of transcription by RNA polymerase II; nervous system development
Cellular component (GO): SWI/SNF complex; NuA4 histone acetyltransferase complex
Molecular function (GO): chromatin binding
Source: RefSeq, a predicted model, not a curated record